This is a messenger RNA of Ochlerotatus camptorhynchus, 1044 nucleotides long. RefSeq lists its product as uncharacterized. The transcript has a single exon. Lineage: Eukaryota; Metazoa; Arthropoda; Insecta; Diptera; Culicidae. Gene Ontology annotation, molecular function: chitin binding. The record is from RefSeq and is a predicted model, not a curated record. The coding region runs from base 79 to 981 and encodes 300 amino acids. Gene Ontology annotation, cellular component: extracellular region.
CGGUGUUGGGAAUCAUAUCAAAAACAGUAAACAGUUUAUUUAGAUCGGAAUCAACAUUCGGAAAUUGGUACCAACAGAAUGAGGUCACUAGUGUUGGCAUUGUUAAUUGCGGUGAUGCAAGUUGAAGCAGUCCCGAGCUCUGAUAAUCCUUGUGAAGGCAUCCUAAGCGGUAUCCUGGUGGACCCUGAUGUGUGCUACCAGUUUUUCAUUUGUUACAAAGAAGAAGCUGAAGUUGUGACGUGUCCGGAAGGGACAAUCUUCUCUGCUGAAGAUAUAACCUGCAUUCCAGGAAAUCAGGAAACUUGCGAGGAAGGAUAUCCUGUGGAACCGGAGGACGAUAAUCCUUGCAGAGGAAUCGUGCUGGCUAGAUUCCCACACCCGGAGAGCUGUACCAAGUACAAAAGCUGCGUUCUCGGUCAGCUGAGAGAGCAGUCCUGUCGCGAUGGAUUUGUUUUCUCGCAGCGAGCGUUCAUUUGUCUUCCAGGAGAUGCGGAAUCUUGCGCGGUACAAAUUCUUCCAACAACAACCACUCCCGCCCCGGGAGAAAUUCGACCGAUCCCAGGAGACUUCUGUUUGUUGAAUGGACGUCCAUUUGGUCGGCUGCCGCAUCCUCAGCUUUGCACCCGUUUUGUGCACUGUCAGUUCUGGUUCCCGGAAGAACGGGAAUGUCCCAGCUGGACGGUAUUCAACGAGCGGCUUCAUGUUUGCCUUCCCGGUAAUCCGAAUACCUGCACUACGGUGAUUGAUCCGGAAGGGCCCUCUACCACCACUCUUGCACCGAUAACGGAUGAAAUUUGUGAAGGUAAGACUGUGGCACUGGUUCCACAUCCGUACUACUGUUAUAUGUAUGUCAGCUGUAUGGUCGGAAAGGCUACGGAACGGGAGUGUCCAAAUUUCCACGUGUUUUCCGAGCGUCAUUCGAUGUGUCUGCCAGGAAUUCGGGACACCUGUACCGUUUUUGGACAGGGACAGCCGGAGUGAACGUUGUGCGGUGAACUCGAAUAUUUAAGUUAAUUGAACUGUGAUACGGGAGUACGGCUUUAA